AUGGGAAACGACUCAAAUGAUUUGAGGCUAUACCCCCUUGUCCUAUGUUAUACCGAUUUAUGUCGCCGAAAUAUGAGACUUGGAGAAGAUGGAAAGUUAAUCUAUCUGGUCGAUUGGGGCCAUGCUAGGUUUUAUCCACACUUUUAUGAAGUGGCGUCACCCUCAUACAUGAAUCCUUAUGAUGCUACCUACCAGGGACCUCUUAUAGAAGCUGUGGAGUUGUUGAUACAGUUGACAGAUGAUGAGAAAAACAUGAUGAAACUGAUCCUUUAUGCCCUAUACACCCUCUGCCGAGCGAGGAGAUUUAGCUUUCUACAUGUCAAAUCGCUUUGGAAAAUUAUAUCAGUAGACAGUGGACUCCAGUUGUUGAACUAG
Molecule: messenger RNA, 375 nt
Organism: Talaromyces proteolyticus
Lineage: Eukaryota; Fungi; Ascomycota; Eurotiomycetes; Eurotiales; Trichocomaceae
Exons: 1
Coding region: 1-375 (124 amino acids)
Source: RefSeq, a predicted model, not a curated record